This is a messenger RNA of Arachis ipaensis, 644 nucleotides long. Lineage: Eukaryota; Viridiplantae; Streptophyta; Magnoliopsida; Fabales; Fabaceae. The record is from RefSeq and is a predicted model, not a curated record.
AUGCUUUCUUGUCCUUCUUUUCUUUUAUAAUAAAACUUAUUUAUGAACUUCUCAUCAUUUCCACUCUUAUUCCACUGUCAAGGUACAACUGGAUGACUUUUGGAGAAGCAAGUACUGCACGGUCAGCUAUAGGUUUUGGUUUGAUUUAUUAUGGAAUUCCAAAGGGAGCUUGCAUUGGCAUAUACUUUAUCAAUAGACUGGAGUGGCUCAUUGUUGACCAUGCUUGCGCUGCAUAUUCAUACAUAUCAGUGCCUUUAUAUGAUACUCUUGGUCCUGAUGCUGUCAAGUAUAUUGUUAAUCAUGUUGCUGUGCAAGUAAUAUUUUGUAUGUCUCAAACAUUAAAUUCGUUGCUGAGCUUCUUGUCAGAGAUUCCAAGUGUACGACUAAUUGUGGUAGUUGGAGGCAUCGAUGGUCAUAUUCCAUCACUUCCAUCAUCAACUGGAGUUCAGGUUGUAACAUAUUCAAAUCUACUAAAUCAGGGAAGCAGUAAUCUUCAGCCCUUUAGCCCACCAAAACCUGAUGAUGUUGCAACUAUUUGCUAUACAAGUAGUACAACUGGAACCCCAAAGGUGAGUAGGUUCUUGCCAAAUUACUAUUUUUUGUUUAUGGUAGAUGUUGUGUGUAUGAAAUGCUUUCCUUGGUAA